UUAAACCGAGCAGCGAGGCGGGAGAGAGUGGAAAGUCACUGGAGUUUGAAGGCGGCUGAGUAUUGGGGGCUGGGAGAAAGCGAGAGGGAUCGAGUGAAGAGGAAUCACCGAGCAGAUCCUAUCGCAGGGUGUGGUAGCCUUACUCUCGGUGACAGCCUGAUUCUCCAGCUACGGCCCCAGGCAGCAGCGACUCCUGAUUCGGUGUCUCUCUCUGUCUCUCUCACACACAUAUAACACGGGGAGCGAGAGAGUGUACACGACCCCCGGGUUGCUCCAUGCAGCGUUUCCAAGGCUCCCCGCGCUCAGUGCUUAGCACACUCCUCUUGGUUCUGGUUAUGGGCCUGUUAUUAUAUCCAGGGCUAAAGAAUAUUGCUGUAUACUUGUUCUCAGCGAUUACUGGAAACUAUAUUUCUGGAACGCACUCUGUAGUUUUUCUCAGCUGUCCUAAUGAACAAGUUGGCAAAGUUAUUGCAAGGACCAUUGUGGAGAAGAAGCUGGCUGCUUGUGUGAGCAUUUUACCAAAGGUGUUUUCCAUAUAUAAUUGGGACAGUGAAAUAACAGAAACUACUGAAGUUCUGAUGGUACUAAAAACAAGAACCUCAAAAAUCCACAGACUCACAGAAUUUAUCAGAUCAGUUCAUCCUUUUGAAGUUCCUGAGGUCAUAAGCAUUUUGGUCGAUCAAGGCAAUCCUUUAUACUUCAAAUGGAUAGAAGAAACCGUGCCUGAAGAUUGAUUUGAUUUUUACUCACAGCCUUAAAAACAAACUGGUUAGGCAUGGAAAACUACAGGAGUGCGUGAAUGACUUGCCUCUUGGAGAGAAAGCCGAUGUGGUCAGCUGAUUGGCUAGUUAGAAGCCCCAUCGAAUGCUAUGGGUAGUUGAACACAGCUUGCUCUGCCCCUGUGAUUGAGGACACCCUCACCUCCCCAACCAAGCAAAAGGUGCCAACAGGCCCCUGACAUAAAUCCAUGAAAGCCAGUAUUCUGUCACUGAGUGACCUUUCACUUACACAUGCGUAGUACAGAACACUGACCCAGGUAGCACAGAGCCAGUUUCUAGAGCCAACGGAACCCCUGACCCCCUUGUUCUUUUCAGUCAGCCAGGGCUCCCUGAUUGGAUCAGGUUUACAGCCCCAAUCAGGGAACUCAUUUUCAAUGAAUCUGUUUGGCUGACCAUAAUCCACUCACUAUAUCCUUCCCCCUGACUCCUGAGAUGUAGGCAUGUGCCCAGAGCGUCUCAGCGGAAACUCAUCUUCAGGUGGUAACAGUGUCAAGACUAUGAUAUCUACCACGUGAAUCUUGUCCUCAGAGGUUUUGUCAAUACAAGGUGGAAGGGGAGAGCUUAUGAGUUCUGGUAGCCUUGUGGACGUUCAGAGGUGCUAGGUAUGUUUUGUUUCUGGCCCAUUUGUGAGGUUGCAGCUUUCAUGUAGCUCGUGCGCUUGUUUAGGACCACCUCAACUACCCAAAUUUUGUAUGUCACAGGAACAUGUGUCAACCAUGCCUCUUACCCAUGCAGGCCAAUUCCAUGAUUUUGACAACAAACUUUGUGCCUGAAAUAAACUGUUUGUCUUGCUUAGAGGAGUUCUGUCUGGCAUUGGCAUUCCUGAUGCCAUUUCGUCUUCCCCCCUCCCUGCCCCGGCUGUAGGAAGAUGGGGUUUAACCUAAUGCGAAGUCUUAUCCCCAUGAGCAACUCUGGAGCUGUCCUUGUGGUUGCGUGAGGGGUGAUCCUAUAAUCAAACAGGAAAUGGGACAGUUUGGUAUCAAGUGAAGCUGUAGGCUUUCUUUAAGUGUUUGGACUGCUGUUUCCACUAGACUAUUAGAUGAUCAAUGGUGUGGAGCUGCUCUUAUUUGAUGAAGUCCAUUUGGCUUUAGGAAAUAGUCAAAUUCCCUGCUGCUACUCAAACUGCCGAGUAAAGUGGGUAGCAUUUCGGAAUUAGAAGUGGUUUGGGAUUAUAAUACUGUCCUUAGCUAAAACCUCUUGCAAGACUUCUAGCUUCCCAAGAUACCAGAUACUAAGCUUCUAAUAACUGAAAAAGCUGUGGGUGCACAAGCUGUCAGGAGAAUUACUACUGCUUUUUGUCUGCCCCAAGCCCAGAAAAAGUAAUGCUUUUUUUCUAUGUUCUUUCUGGGCCUAGUCUUUAACAGCAGGAUUGAAUGAGUCAAGCUUCCCAAACAGCAGCAUGAGGCCAGAAAUGCUUACCCCCAGUCAACGAUGACUGUCAGAAGCAAACCUCUUCAGGGGCAUGUUUUUCUCUUGUCACCACUAAAGUAACUCCAGGAAGGCCAGUAUUCUGUCACUAAGUUGUCCUUUAUUUACAUAUGCAUAGUACGUGACACUGACCUGGUUACCACAGCCAGCUCCAAGAGAGACCAGAACCCCUGAUGCUCCUGCUUAUAUCUGUCAGCCAGGACUCCCCCAAUUGGGACUGUUAACCUGGUUAAAUCAGGGAACUCCAUUCUGUGUCCACCUGCCUUAUUCCAUUCCAAUCACUACAUCCCUCCCCCUUACAUCCUAGGACUUCGAUGAUGGCCUAACUUCUUGAUAUAUAUAAUAUGCUACCUUCCACCAAAAUAGAAUGCAGUGGGGACAUGUAAUAUCAAGUUCUGGAGUUUGGUUUCUAUUAGUUGAAUUUUUUUUGCCCUAAAAUGGGUGUGGAAAUGAAUUCUUAGCUUGUUUUGAUAUAAAAGCAUCAUAACAACCUCUGGUGAAUACACAGAACAAACAGCACAGGAACAGGCCCUUCGGCCCUCCAGGCCUGUGCUGAUGUGUUUUGCCCUUCCAUACGAGAAACUGUCUUCACUUACAAGGUCUGUAUCCCUCUACUCCCUUCCUAUUCAUGUAUUUAUCCAGGUGCUUUUUGAAUGCUGCUGUUGUCUGUGUUCCAGGCACUCAUCACCCUGUUGUGUGGAAAAACUUGCCUAGCACAUCCCUUACAAACAUUCUUUCCCCUGUUUUCCUUCAAAUUCUUUAUGUAGAUCAUGAACAGCAGAGAUCCCAGCACUGAUCCCUGUGGAACACACUAGUCACAACCCUCCAUUCCAAAAGUAUUCUUGCAUGGUUACCCUCUGUCCUCUGACUAAGCCAGUUCUGUGUCCAUCUUGCCAGCUCAUCCUGAUACCAUGCGACUUCACUUUUUUGUACUGGUCUGACAUGAGGGACCUUGUCAAAGGUUGUACUGAAGUCUUUGUAGACAACAUCAAUCCCUCAUCAAUCAUCUUCAUCACCUCCUCAAAACACUCAAUCAAGUUAAUGAGGCGUAAUGUCCCCUGCGUGAAACUGUGCUGUCUAUUUACUAAUAAGUCUAUUUGCUUCCAAAUGCAUAUGGAUUUUGUCCCUGAGAAUCUUAUACGAUAAUUUCCCUACCACUGACGAGAAACUUGCAGGCCUGUAAUUUCCAAGAUUAUCCCUGUUACCCUUUAUUUAACAAUGGGACAACAUUGGUUGUUCUCCAGUCCUCUGCAACCUCGCUUCUGGCCAAAGAGGAGACAUAGCUGUCUGUCAAAGCUCCAGCAAUUUGUUCUGUUGCCUCCCUCAAUAUUCUGGGAUAGAUCCCAUCAGGACCUGGGGCAUUAGCGACAUUAAUGCAUUGUUCUUCAAGGAAAGGAUGUCUUUACACUGUAUGAUGUUAUGAACGACCUUGUCAUUUAGCUAAAAGAAACAGAAUCCAAAGUUUCCUCUUUCACUGAUGUGCAAUACAUAAACAUUGACUUUUCUCAUUUCCAAAACUUCAAUCAAAUGGAUAAGCUAUGCACUGGCUUUCAAAACUAAGAUACUUGCACAAUUUAGACAAACUGAAAUGAAAGACUGCCUGUAAAUGUGACCAAAUCAUCUGUCUGUAAAUUUUCAUUGAAUAUUGUUUAAAAUACUCAUUCACAUUUGUGAGGUGAGAAAAGGUUUGCGAGGCUGUAGAAUGGAUAAGACUUUUUUUUUCUGUACUUAGAUUUUAAAGUCAUGCUGGUGACAAUUAUAGUUAGAUUUAUAAAAUAGUGAAAUAUCUUAAUUGGAUUGGUAAACUUGUGGAAUUUUAAUUUUCAAUACAAAAAUUCUUCUAUAUUUAAUGUUUUUUAGAAAGGAAGUACCUAAUUAAAAACAUUUGUAAUUAAAAUGAACACUGGAGUAUUCUUUUCCUCUUAGCAAGAUCAUUUUGAUUAUUCACAAGUUUUAAAAAUUAAUUUAUCCAGUCUCCUGUGGCCUUGCACAAAGCUAUUGAGGUGAUAUUGCAGUACAGGGUUAAGAAUUUGUAUAAUUUUGUGUGAUGUUUGUUGUUCUCUAACUGAUGUAUGUAACUGGCUUAAUGUGUUGAUUUAGAAUAUUUUCUAUUGCUUGGGAAGGUUCUAUGAAAUCACCAGCUUUCUUUUGAAGUGCAACUUGGAUUUCUGAAAAUGUAACUAAAUGAGACACAUUAAAUGUAUGAUUGUAUGCAGCA
This is a messenger RNA of Stegostoma tigrinum, 4425 nucleotides long. RefSeq names its product protein CutA homolog. Gene Ontology annotation, biological process: response to metal ion. Bases 276 to 734 code for a protein of 152 amino acids. Gene Ontology annotation, molecular function: copper ion binding. The transcript is spliced from 6 exons. The record is from RefSeq and is a predicted model, not a curated record. Lineage: Eukaryota; Metazoa; Chordata; Chondrichthyes; Orectolobiformes; Stegostomatidae.